Messenger RNA from Dibothriocephalus latus, 462 nucleotides. The record is from the annotation of a GenBank genome assembly. NCBI's taxonomy places the organism in Eukaryota, Metazoa, Platyhelminthes, Cestoda, Diphyllobothriidea, Diphyllobothriidae.
AUGCCUGGGCAACGUGUGACCGAUUUUAUCCACAGUAAGAAUGAUGUUCCGCAUAACGUUGUGUCUUGACUAUCCCAGAUCACUCAGACCAAUAUCUUCGUCUUUGGAGAGGAUGCAGAUCAGGGUAGGUGGUCUGUCCUCUGCUUCGAUUCCGACCUACGCACGGCAGAGAAAGUCGCUGACAUGGAGAUGCGCAAGCACGCCUCCUACACUGUCAACGGUGAGAAUGUUUUUGUGAUUGGGGGAUGGACGCCGCAACAGUCUUCCUUAGCAACUGUCAAAAAGUUCCUUGUAAGAGAACGGCGCUGGAGAGACCAGGCACCUCUCUCCAUUCCACGCUGCACUCACGCAGCCACAGCCGUAAGAGCAGGCGGUGAGAAGACGCUGAUUGGUGUAUUUGGCGGAUACAACGGGACACACCUCCCCUCCUGUGAAGUCUACGACGUCAGUUGGGACAGGUGA